Gossypium arboreum is the source of this 734-nucleotide messenger RNA. Its product is annotated as acyl carrier protein 2, mitochondrial-like. NCBI's taxonomy places the organism in Eukaryota, Viridiplantae, Streptophyta, Magnoliopsida, Malvales, Malvaceae. The transcript has 2 exons. Gene Ontology annotation, molecular function: acyl binding; acyl carrier activity. The record is from RefSeq and is a predicted model, not a curated record. Gene Ontology annotation, biological process: fatty acid biosynthetic process. Gene Ontology annotation, cellular component: mitochondrion. Bases 195 to 599 code for a protein of 134 amino acids.
UUCCCCUACUAGGUCUACGAAGAUGACUGCGACGUCGUAUUGGGCAUUGAUUUUUCACUUCCACUAGCUUCCUAAGUUACUAAAAGUUCCAAUUUCGCAAAGUUAAUUGGGCUUUGAGAGGGAGCGCGAACAGAAAAGAAUAGGUUUCUUGACAUUUUCAGCAGGUAGAAGAGAAAGGGCGAUUAGUUAUUGAAAUGGCGGCGUUGAGAGGAGUUGUGCUAAAGCACCUGAGAGUGAAUGCAACAUCCCUGUCUCUGCUUCGUAACCCUAAACCCAUCCCUAACGGCCACGGUGCUCUAAUCUUCAACGCCAUACGGCGCCGAUUUUCCGACGACGUCAUGGGCUCAUUCCUUGACAAAUCUGAGGUCACCGAUCGCGUUGUCUCCGUAGUAAAAAACUUCCAGAAAAUUGAUCCAUCCAAGGUUACCUCAAAUGCCCAUUUCCAAAAAGAUCUCGGGUUAGAUAGUUUGGACACUGUGGAGGUUGUUAUGGCUCUUGAAGAAGAAUUUGGGUUUGAGAUACCUGAUAAUGAGGCAGACAAAAUCAGCACGAUCAGUCAUGCUGUCGAGUUCAUUGCUUCUCACCCCCAGGCAAAGUAGACAGGAAACUAUGACUCAAAUCUUUUUCUUUAUUUUACUUUGUUCAUGUGAGACAUGCCUGUAGUAUCCGAGGAGGAACAUAUUUACUAGUUAUAUCAUUUGCUCGCCUGAAUUUUGAGGCGCUCUUCGAACCAA